AUGUCCAACGCCCCGCAAGAUACCUCAAAGAAGACAACAUCUACGCUGGCCGAAGGGAAUCAUGUAUUCCCACCAUUCUACGCUUGUUAUCUACUGCGUUCGUUGGCCGUUCUCAAUUCCCAAAGAACCUAUGUAGGAUCUACUCCGGACCCCCCUAGGCGAUUGAGGCAGCACAACGGCGAGCUGAAGCAAGGAGCAUGGCAAACGUCCCGCUUUCGCCCAUGGGAGAUGCAAAUGAUUGUCUACGGUUUCCCAAGCAAACUCACAGCCCUUCAAUUUGAAUGGGCAUGGCAACACCCAGAGCGUUCACGACACCUUCGACAGCUUGGCGCGCAGAAUGGGGCAGCCCCACUGUUCGCCAAGGACUCCAAGCGCAACUGGAUUCACCGUAAAGCCAUUGUUGCGCUCGCCCUCUUACGGUGCGACCCCUUCUCGUCCUUGCCACUCAACGUUCGCUGCUUUACGCCGGAAACAUAUGCGAUUAUGAACCAGCUUUGCCGACACUGCCAGGUCGUCCCUUACCCCUCGCCGUUUCCAAAGGACCAGGUCUCAUCACGUGUGUUGGACCAAGUCAUACUCUUGCCACCUCUUCGCCACGACGCGACGGUGUCUCUCGAUCGCAAGGGUAUCACCAAUACCAUUGCAGCAAAGCCUCGCGCCAGGUCCUCCGUCCCUCCUCGAACGGAUCAACUCGAACUUGACGACAAGUCGUUUCGAUCGGGUGCGUUGGUGUGGGGAAAGUGGCAGCGCGUGGCACGAUCGGCAGACAAGCAAGCUCUCAAAUGCCGUGUCUGUGAUGGCGAUGUAGACACACAAGACCAGCUCAGCUUUGCUGUGUGCACCUCCGUCGCGGCAGCAGGACUAGACCAUUGUCUCUGUGUGUCCCAUCUGACCUGCUUGGCGGACACGUCUAUGCAAGCCACAACUCAACAAAACGACCUGGUUCCACGGCAUGCGACUUGUCCCGGCUGCUUGACAUCCACGUCAUGGGGUGAGGUCGUCCGGGCUUGCUAUGGUAGGAAAAACGGGGUCAUGGCAGAACAAGGACGAUUGCAGACGCCGUCCGAGAGCGAUGACACGGUAGACUAG
This is a messenger RNA of Apiotrichum porosum, 1089 nucleotides long. RefSeq names its product Slx4p interacting protein (gene SLX1). Gene Ontology annotation, cellular component: Slx1-Slx4 complex. Gene Ontology annotation, biological process: double-strand break repair via homologous recombination. NCBI's taxonomy places the organism in Eukaryota, Fungi, Basidiomycota, Tremellomycetes, Trichosporonales, Trichosporonaceae. Bases 1 to 1089 code for a protein of 362 amino acids. Gene Ontology annotation, molecular function: crossover junction DNA endonuclease activity; 5'-flap endonuclease activity. The transcript is spliced from 7 exons. The record is from RefSeq and is a predicted model, not a curated record.